AUUAAGCACUCAAGUUCACUGUUUUGUUCUUUUCUCUGCAACCCUCUUUCUUCCUUCCAACUCUCUCUUGUGUCCAAAAUUAGUUAGACUUUUCUUCUUUUUUUUCUCUCUUUUUGAGCAGAAACUUAGAUUCAAUGGCUCAAAUUACUCUUAUUUCUACAGCAAUUAUCACAACUAUUACUGGUAAGGGGAAACAACAAAGUGAAUUAUUAUCUACUAUAACUACAAGGUAUAAAUUGAGUUCACUGAAUUGGAAGAUUCAAAGGCUUUCAUGGUUUGAUUUCAAAACUACUUCAUCAAAUUAUUAUUCAUAUUCAUAUGGUAAUAAUAAUACAAGUGCUGUGGUUAAGGUUUCUGAAGGAAGUGCCAUCUCUCUCCCUCAUGAUUGCCCACUCGAAAAGGUUUCUGAAGAUCAAAAAGGUUCAAAAAUGAAGGGUUCAAGCCGUUUCUUCACAAUAGGUCUUGUAGCAUCGUGGUACUCUUCCAACAUUGGAGUGUUGUUGUUGAACAAGUAUUUGCUCAGCAAUUAUGGGUUUAAAUACCCUAUUUUUCUCACCAUGUGUCACAUGACUGCUUGUUCUUUGUUUAGCUAUGUUGCUAUUGCAUGGAUGAAGGUUGUUCCUAUGCAAACGAUUCGAUCCAGGGUUCAGUUUUUCAAGAUCUCUGCUUUAAGUCUUAUUUUCUGUGUUUCUGUUGUGUUUGGGAACAUUUCUCUACGUUAUCUACCUGUCUCUUUCAAUCAGGCUAUUGGUGCAACAACACCUUUCUUUACUGCAAUUUUUGCUUACAUUAUGACAUUUAAGAGAGAGGCUUGGCUUACCUAUCUUACCCUUGUUCCUGUUGUUACUGGUGUUGUCAUUGCUAGCGGGGGUGAACCGAGUUUUCAUUUAUUUGGAUUCAUCGUAUGUGUUGCUGCUACAGCUGCAAGAGCCCUAAAAUCAGUGCUACAAGGAAUUUUGCUUUCUUCUGAAGGAGAGAAGCUGAAUUCAAUGAACCUCCUCCUUUACAUGGCUCCGAUGGCUGUGGUUUUCCUUCUUCCCGCCACACUUAUAAUGGAAGAAAAUGUGGUUGGUAUCACAUUGGCUCUCGCCCGAGAUGAUGUCAAGAUAAUUUGGUAUCUGCUAUUUAACUCGGCUCUUGCCUAUUUUGUCAACCUGACCAACUUUUUGGUCACAAAACACACCAGUGCUCUGACCCUUCAGGUACUAGGGAAUGCUAAAGGUGCCGUAGCUGUAGUAGUUUCAAUCCUAAUAUUUAGAAACCCAGUUUCAGUCACUGGAAUGAUGGGUUACGCACUCACAGUCUUUGGAGUAAUACUUUACAGUGAAGCUAAAAAGCGAACCAAGUGAUAUAUAUAGAUCAUCAUUCUUGGGAAUUCAGCACUCAACUUACAAUAUUUUGUUUUAGUUACUGCACAGACAACCUCACUUCCAUGAGGUGAAUUUGUUUAGAAUGCUAGUGAUUGGAAUCUGAAGUUUUACUCUCAUAUACAAUUUUUUUGUCCCCACACAGAAAGCCUCAUUGAAUGGAUUCCUCUUUGAGUUAUAGCAAUGUUGCAAAAAUUGCCCACAGUACAAAAGUUGCAAUAAGUGACUCAUAAUUUUCUACUUACCAAUGUCAAGAUAAUUGAGCAAUGUCUUUUUAUCAUAUAUUCUUUGAGGGAAAGAGUUGUAAAAUUGGAUAUCUACUCAUAUUUGUCAACUCUACUUAUGUUUUUUUUUAUAUAUAGAAACCCUGCUUAUAUUUGUUUAUUAA
This is a messenger RNA of Cicer arietinum (chickpea), 1755 nucleotides long. Its product is annotated as probable sugar phosphate/phosphate translocator At3g11320. The record is from RefSeq and is a predicted model, not a curated record. NCBI's taxonomy places the organism in Eukaryota, Viridiplantae, Streptophyta, Magnoliopsida, Fabales, Fabaceae.